AUGGAACAGCGCUCCAAUGUCCUACAGUUGAAAUACAAUGAGUACAAACAGAUUAUGGAGGAUCUGCAGUCUAAAAUCAUUGAGCUGGGAAAUGACAAAGACGAACAUAAUGUGGUCCUUUCAACGCUAGUAGGUACAGAUUUGGAACGUAAAUGUUACAGAAUGAUCGGUGGAGCUCUAGUGGAAACUGACGUUGGUUCUACCAUCCCAGUCCUGGAAACUAAAGAGAAACACCUCACCGGCACAAUAUCUACAAUGAAAGCAGAUUUGGUAAAAACGGCGGAGGAGUUUGAGAAAUGGAAGAAAGAUAACAAGAUUCAGGUAGUGAGACAGUAA
Molecule: messenger RNA, 336 nt
Organism: Lachancea lanzarotensis
Lineage: Eukaryota; Fungi; Ascomycota; Saccharomycetes; Saccharomycetales; Saccharomycetaceae
Gene: GIM4
Product: LALA0S01e09714g1_1
Exons: 2
Coding region: 1-336 (111 amino acids)
Biological process (GO): protein folding
Cellular component (GO): cytoplasm; prefoldin complex
Molecular function (GO): protein folding chaperone
Source: RefSeq, a predicted model, not a curated record